This is a messenger RNA of Zasmidium cellare ATCC 36951, 996 nucleotides long. RefSeq lists its product as uncharacterized. The transcript has 2 exons. Gene Ontology annotation, molecular function: oxidoreductase activity. NCBI's taxonomy places the organism in Eukaryota, Fungi, Ascomycota, Dothideomycetes, Mycosphaerellales, Mycosphaerellaceae. The record is from RefSeq and is a predicted model, not a curated record. Bases 1 to 996 code for a protein of 331 amino acids.
AUGUCUUCGUCUCCCAAAAUCCGCGUCGGCAUAGUCGGCGCCUCAGGCGAAACAGGCACCUCCAUCAUCAACGGCCUCCUCGAAGCCGGGAAAUUCGACCUCAUCGCCCUAACCCGCCCCGCCUCCAUGACCAAACCCAUCAACCUCACCCUCCAAUCCCAGGGCGUGACCCUCCGCCCCCGAGACCUCACAUCCCCCCAACCCACCCUCGUCGCCGCCCUCAGCGACAUCGAAAUCCUAAUCUCCAGCGUGCCCCCCAUGGACCUCCUAUCCCAACUCCCCCUGAUAACCGCCGCCAAAACCGCCGGCGUGCGCCGCUUCCUGCCCUGCGCCUACGCGCCCGUGAUCCCGCCGGGCGGCGUGCACAUCAUCAUCGACGAGAAGGAGAAGGUAUACCAGGCGAUGAAGCAGGCGCGGCUGCCCUUCACGGUCGUGGAUAUCGGGUGGUGGUACCAGCUGUGCGUGCCGCGGGUGCCGAGCGGGCGGACGGAUGGGUACCAGUUGACCGGGGAGGGCAAUACGAUUGUCGGGGAUGGGGCGAUGCCGAGUGCGCUGACGGAUUUGAGGGAUGUGGGGCGGUAUGUUGCAAGGAUUGUCGUGGAUGAGCGGACGGUGAAUCGGUAUGUGUUUGUGUGGAAUGAGGUGUGGAGUCAGAGGGAGAUUUUUGGGGCGGUGGAGAGGGUACUUGGGGAGGAGGUGGAGAGGAAGUUUGUUGGGGAGGAGGAGUUGAGGGAGAAGCUGGAGGGCAUGGGCGAUGCGAUUGAUUUGCCGACCAUUGCGACCAAGGUGCCGGUGCAGUAUCACCUUUCGCUGUAUAUCCGUGGGGACAAUCAGCCGGAGAAUGCGGAGUAUUUGGGAUACUUGUUGGGGAAGGACUUGUAUCCGGAUUUCGAGGCUCGGUCGUUUGACGCGUAUCUGAAGGAGGUGAUGGAUGGCACGGCCAAGGAGAUUUACAAAGGGAGGUAUGAGGAUCUCAAGAAGAUGUUCCGUAAAUGA